Galleria mellonella (greater wax moth) is the source of this 2845-nucleotide messenger RNA. RefSeq names its product rab11 family-interacting protein 4 (gene nuf). Gene Ontology annotation, cellular component: cleavage furrow; midbody; endocytic vesicle. The coding region runs from base 399 to 1790 and encodes 463 amino acids. NCBI's taxonomy places the organism in Eukaryota, Metazoa, Arthropoda, Insecta, Lepidoptera, Pyralidae. Gene Ontology annotation, biological process: regulation of cytokinesis; endocytic recycling. The record is from RefSeq and is a predicted model, not a curated record. The transcript is spliced from 14 exons.
UACUAUACAUUCAGUCACCGCGGUACACUAGCGUAUUCUGCAAGUGUGUAGAUUGUGCGCGUAAUUUUUAACAUUCGUAAAUAAAAACCCGUUUCUACGAAGCGAGCUCUGCGUUUUAUGAAUUUAUUUUAUAAAAUUGGCAUCAUCUGUAUUAAAAACAGUGAGCUACAAAUAUUGUGCCAGUUUUGUAUAUAAUUGAUGCGUUUCGAAACAGUGACAACAAGUUUUUCUUGUGUUGUGCGUUCGGUCCUUGAGUUGGAGGCUCUAUCAUCAUCAACAGCGCUUGCUUGCCCUGCCCUUUCUUAUUUUAGGAGGCAAUUAGUAGUCAAGAUUGCAUCACACUGUUUGGAUUGGAAAAGUGGACUGAACAUUUCGAACUGAAGUUGCCACAGGCGGCCAUGAUGGCGCCCAGCGUGUUCCAAAGAACCAAGUCACCACGUUCAUCUCCAGGAAACUUGCCUAGAAAAUUACAGAAUGGCACAGAGUCUACAGCACAAUCAGAUCCUACGGCAGACUCCAGCCCCGGAAACUCGAUCUCCGACGCGGAAAACUUUGAGUGCUAUGGAGAAGGGGAUGCCGAUGCACCAGCCAACAAUGUAGAGAACGGGACCAGGAGUCCUGGCAGUAAUCUGAACCGGCAUUCCUGGACGCGAACCAGUUUGAGGCGGACCCCACCUAGCCACCAAGAGAACCUGCCGCACCGGCGAUGGGGAUCUAUGAGACACUCUGGGAAGCGACAAAUUGGCUCCAAUGUCUUAGCCAGCCAAUUAUACCGGUCUUCGUCAUUCAACUCGUCCGGCUGUGGAUCGGGAGGGGAACCGACGGACGACAUGUAUUCAGAUGUCUCGUUGGAGGAAGAUGUCCAAGGUCUUAACUACAAGGUUUUACUACUUCAGCAACAAGUGACAUCAUUGGCGGACACUCAGAGCACGGCCGAUGAACGCUAUGCCAGGGCAAAGGCCGACAAUGCUGUAUUGCAGGCCAGACUGCACAUGCUUGAUGAACAAAUACGAGAGAUUGAAUGCCGUUGCGAGGAACGCAUCGCUGAGGAGCAGAAAAGAUGUCGAGAUGCAAUUGCACGCGUAGAGCGAGAGAGAGAUAGUCAGCAGGCCGCGCUCAAUGACCGACUCGCCGCCGCAGAAACCGAAGCUUCCGAUCUUAAACAAGAGGUGGGACGGCUUCGAGGCGUAGCGGAAACGCUACGAGCAAAUGCCGAAAUAUCUGCUCGAGCGCACCGGGAAGCUCAGGAGCAAAUAGGAGAGCUCGUUGCUCAACUAAACGCAGCUCGUGAAGCUGAAAGGCGGGAACGCGAGGCUGCUACUGCCACUGCUGAGAUGUUGGCCACCACGAAAAUGGAGCUGCAAAAACUAACAGAAGCUCCACCCCCACCUCCUGAUCCUCGUUUAGAUGAGCUCAGGAAAGAACUAACAUUGCUAAGAACACAAAAUAAAUCUUUAUCUGAAGCUCAAGAAGAACUCCAGGCGCAGAUAUUAACACGCGGUGUAGAGGAAGGCCGCAGUCUUCUAGACGGCGUCAGCGGACCACUUGUCGCCACCAACUCCCUCGCACACGAACUUUCACAAAUGAGUGACGAUGAGCCCGAUGGUAGUGAUACACAAUCAGAUCUCAACAUAGAGAUGGAAAAGCUGCAAAAAGCACUAAAAGAACAACAAGACGUGAACGUACAAUUAAGAAAUUACAUCGACGGCAUUUUAUUAGCAAUUGUGGAAAACUACCCGCAACUACUAGAGGUCAAAUACCAAAAAGAAGCUGGUGCGAACAAAUCAUAACGUUUAGUUAUAAAUAUCAAAUUAUUUAACAUAAUUAUAUGUGCAUAAAAAUGUUAUAUGAAUAUUUUAAAUGUUGAAUGCUAGGAAUUCAAUAACUACUUAUAUUAAGAUAUUACGAUACAAUGUUGCUUAAUUGAAUAAUUUGAAAAUAAUGUUUGAUGUUAAAUAUGUAAUGCUGUGAUAAAAUUCAUGAAUGGAAAUAUAAAAUAUAAACAUUUUUUUUUAUAUUAAUUAAAAUAUUCUUGGUAACAUUGUCAAUUGAAAUUGUCUAUGUAUCAUAAAAUUUUAUAGAUGGGUGUAUGUGUCUAUAUCUACAUCUUCAUUUGUAAAUAUUGUAUAGUCGAAAAUAACACUAUAUUACAUAUACAUGUACAGUCGCGUAAAAUUAUUAGUUAUAGUAGUUCUUUCUUAUAUAUAACUUAAUAUGGUCCUUUUCUUUCUUAUAUAUGGUAUAUAAACUAUGAUCCUUUUGUCAUAUUCAUUUAAAAAUUACUGUAAAAUCUUUGUGAUAAAGUAUAUAAUUAUUUAACACAUUAUACAUUAUUAUUGUACGCGAUUGUACCUAUUAUAUAAGUUCCUUAAAAUAUCUCAAAGUAUAAAAUUUUUAUUUGAUUAAAGAAUGUAUAAGUAAUAUAAGCAAUUUAGAGAUCUGCGAAAAAAUGUAGUUAAUUAUAAUUUUUAAUAUCGACGAAGGCCAGGCCGUCCAUAACGAUAUUAUUUCAGUAGUAGUUAGAGCCAAUUUUAUAAAAGACUGGUAUGUAUUGAUAAUGUUAGAUGCAAAUGUAAUUCCAAUAUUAGAGCUAUGGCACCUAAUAUUAUCAUAGCCAUCUAAUUUGAAGUGUGUAUUCGUAAGCUAUGUAUUAAGAGUAGCUACACACUAUAGUACCUAAAAUUAAAUUAUAUUUGUUAAGAGAGAUUGUGUACCUAUAUUUUUUACAAUGAAACCGCUAAUAUCUUUAAGUUAGAUAGGGAUUUGUGUACAUUUUGAUAACACGAAAUAAAAAAUGUUCUUCUAAUAAUAGUCAUGAAUAUAAAUUAAAUGAAUUCUAAUUUUA